This is a messenger RNA of Sander lucioperca (pikeperch), 827 nucleotides long. RefSeq lists its product as uncharacterized. NCBI's taxonomy places the organism in Eukaryota, Metazoa, Chordata, Actinopteri, Perciformes, Percidae. The record is from RefSeq and is a predicted model, not a curated record. Gene Ontology annotation, molecular function: protein tyrosine kinase binding; MHC class II protein binding. Bases 87 to 770 code for a protein of 227 amino acids. Gene Ontology annotation, biological process: T cell activation; interleukin-15-mediated signaling pathway; positive regulation of ERK1 and ERK2 cascade. Gene Ontology annotation, cellular component: external side of plasma membrane; membrane raft. The transcript is spliced from 5 exons.
GUUAGGAAGUGACGCCAUCAUUAUCACAGGAAGUAGAUGCUGUAUUCAUGUUUAAGACGCAAGUGUGAGACCGAGAGAGAAGCACGAUGGAUCAGAUCAGAUGGAUUAUAAUGUCUUCAUUUCUGAUGCUGCUGGUUCAGUUUACAGCUGCUAGGACAUUUUUCUACCCUAUUGUCAAAGUUGGAGAUGACGUCACUUUGUCUUGUGAAAAUGGGAUGGAUGAUCAGGAUCAGUGUGAAGGUGUUGUCUGGUACUUCGUUAAUCCAAGAAACAAAGGAUUGACACUGUUUGAACACGGGCAGAUUCAAGCUAAAUCAGACAGACUGAGUGUUACAGAGAACUGUUCUCUGGUUAUAAAGAAUGUCAAACAUGAUGAUGUUGGUCGAUAUGAUUGCGGCCACUUCAGAUCAGGAAAACUACAUGGUGAAGACACAGUGACUGCUCUGUAUGUUGUUUCCAUGACUGAACAGAAGGAUGAUGAUACGGUCACCUUGGUCUGCUCUGUGUCGGGAUAUAACAUUAAUUGUUUCCACACAGUGAGCUGGCGGUAUGGUGAGACUGACGUGGGGGUAACACAGGGUUCCUGUUCAGCCAUUGUAUUAUUUUUGACACAAUCUCACCUUAAUCCAAAGUUUUACGAAUUAUUGAAAUGUAAAGUGACUCCCAAAGACAGCGGAAAUGUGCAGCUGUUCAGCUUCAGCCCUCCUCAGUCCUCCAGUGAGAAACCAGGUGAUGAUGCAACAACUACAAUAUCUCCGACUGCAAAUUAAUCAGCAUUGACAACAGGAAAUAAAUGGACAUCAGAAGAGACAAACAACACGACAUCU